Colletotrichum godetiae is the source of this 1437-nucleotide messenger RNA. RefSeq lists its product as uncharacterized. Bases 465 to 1241 code for a protein of 258 amino acids. NCBI's taxonomy places the organism in Eukaryota, Fungi, Ascomycota, Sordariomycetes, Glomerellales, Glomerellaceae. The record is from RefSeq and is a predicted model, not a curated record. The transcript is spliced from 3 exons.
GUCGGAUCCGAAUUGGAGCGGGAGUCGGGUGGAGACCCGGACGUAGCUAGUGAGCGGACCGUGCAGCAGAACAAGUCGGGAAAUAUGGGGUCUCUGCCGGCGGCUUUGCCCAAGCCACCGAAAAUCAAUGACGUAGAGAAAGAUACUCAAUGGUAAAGGCAGCAGCCAGUUGCACGGAGAAUUCACAGGGAGUCCGCGUCAUGAGCUUGUAACCUUUGCGAAAUCACCGGAUCGUUGGAGCUCGGCUUACUAAGUGUCCGAGUUCGAGGCUUUGUGUCGUUCAUCAACACCACUGACGCAUCACACCAAUUGCAAGCGUCAUUGGGAAAUCACCGUUCUCAAACCAAUAAGACCGCCUCCACGACCACGAUUUGACGGCCACGACGCAGUAGGAUCUUGCUUCUAUAUCAAAGCUGCUAGAAGUCUCUGUGUGCGACAUUGCUAGCAAGACUAACAUCAUCAAUAUGGGCGUCUCACUAUCUACCGCCAAAUGGUUGGCUCCGCUAUCCUUCGCUGUCGACUUUGCAGCUCAAAACUAUGGCAUGCUUAGCAGUCCCAACAUGAAGGAUGUUCACGACGCCAACUUAUCGUUCUGGUCCCCUCAGCCUUUCUUCAUUGCCGGGUUUUUCUUCCCCCAACAGCUGUUUCAGCUUGCCUGGCUCUAUCGCCUGUACAAAGCAGACCCCAAAGUAGAGCCCAUGGCCCCCGACGUGGGCACAAUGGUUGACUUUGCGCCUUUCUAUGCCAUAGGAAAUUUCUGUAUUGCCACAUGGAUGAUCUUCUGGAACAAAUCUGACCUGAAGGUUGCAAAUAUUUUUGUCAUCAUCAACAGUCUUGCCCAGCUGUACUUCAUAUUCAAUCGUCUUCCGCCCAUGAACACAAAGUCUGUCAACUCUGUUCUCACCCACGUCGUCGCCAAAACGUUCGCUGGCAUCGGCGUCUUGGACCUUCUACACAACGGUUCGGUGGCGUACUUCGUCCACCAGCAGCCUUCUACCACCAUCAAGGUUCUCACCGGCGUUGGCUUCGGGCUGUUGUCUAGCGUCAGUGACUGGAUCUUUGGAGGUUGUCUAGUCUAUGACCUGAUCGCGCUGUCCGUUGGUCAAUCUGCCUAUGGCAACGCUGGCUGGAGUAGGCUCCUCGGCAUUUAUGCCGGCGGAGCGGCAGCCAUCGUUGGCGCGCGUAAUUUUAUGAGACCGCCAUAUGUCAGCCAGUCUACAGCCGGAUAUCAGCCUCUUUAGUACAUCAAGCUACUGAUCUCCCGCCUGUCUCUACGCCCUACCUCAUAGGAUAUCUGAAUCAGAUGUGCAGUUAGGGUCAUGGCGCUCGGAAUUGGUGGACAGCAUGAUUUUCCCAUUUGCGGACUUUUCUUGCCAGUAAACCGUUGUGCUUAGUCUCAUCCUGAGGGAGUAGUCAUUAUCUUUUUCAACGCCGGGA